Xiphias gladius (swordfish) is the source of this 2849-nucleotide messenger RNA. Its product is annotated as transmembrane protein 229A. The record is from RefSeq and is a predicted model, not a curated record. NCBI's taxonomy places the organism in Eukaryota, Metazoa, Chordata, Actinopteri, Istiophoriformes, Xiphiidae.
AUGGCCAGCCGCGGGCGAGACGGUGCUCGCAGCCGUCCCGGAGACCCCGCCGGUGGCCUGAAAACGGCGCGAACGCCCCGCCGAGAAGAACCGACCGGAGGGACCGCGGACGCGGCGGAGACGCCGCGGGAGCUGCCGCGAUGGAUGCGGCUUUACUUCUACGGGAUGCACGGCGUGACUCUGGAUGUCCUGUUGUCAUCGUUACAGGGGGUUUUAAAUGAUCGGGACCCUAAGCUCGUGGGCUUUUCCUCUCUGUAUCUUUGUGCCGUGCAUUCACUGACCCACUUCGCGCUUGAGAAGAUCUAUCAAAAGAGGUGUUUCCGAGGUCGGCCUGUGGUGUUUCACCUUGUUUUCUAUCCGUCCGUCUACAUCGGGCUGCAGAUCCUGAUCGGGAACAUAAACACUUUGACCGAGCAGGUGAGGGUGGUAUCGGGGACGCAGCUGGCAGUGCACUACAUCCUGGCUCUCUACUUCGCCCAGGUGUUUCACAGGGGGCUGUCAAGGCUCCAGUAUCACCCCUCUUGCCCCAUCGACCUCCAGAGCGAAGCCGGGCCGGAGACCAGCGGUCACGAUCGGGCGCGUCCUCGGGGACUUCCCGGCUUUGUGCGGUUCUUGUUUUUCGGGAUGCAGGGCUUUCUGGACGAGGUGCUUUUCACCUCUGUCUUCAACCUGGUCGAGAAGUCGGACCGGACCCUCAGCGGCCACACGUCCCUGUGGUCUUUCCUGAUGUACGGCAGCUGCAGCUUCGUGGUGGAAAAGCUCUACCUCUACCUGCACUACAGCAGAGGCUGGGGGACGUGGCAGCGGCUCCCCAUCUACAUCUGCUUCAUCUACACCUGGGAGUUCUCCUGGGGUCUGGUCCUGAGGCAGUUCGACGCCUGCUCAUGGGACUACUCCCAUUAUCCUCACAACUUUAUGGGACUCAUCACCCUCCUCUACUUGCCCGGCUGGGUCUGCCUCAGUCUGUAUCAGGACGUGCUGUCUAAUGUCCUGCUGAGGAUCAAGUGCACCAAAGAUGGGAAUGAUUUGAGUGGGGAGAAUGGAGAAGUCAAUGGACAGCUGGAGUCAAAGAAUAAACUACUUUAAUUUUUCGUUUGUGAGGUUUUAAACACUUGCUCGGGCAAAUUUUGACCGACAUUUAACUGAUGGGGAAACAACAAGGCAUUAUUUAUUCUAAGAAAGAAAGUUAACAGGGCAUACAUUUAGUACCCAAACGGAUAUAAUGAGAAAAGAGACAGUUAGUGUUUGUCAACAGACUCAGUUUGAAUAGGUUUAAGAGGUACAACGGUAUAAUGUGGGACCAGGCUUCGCACACAACUCAAACCAUGGUUUGCCUUUGCCCACAUAUCCUAGCAUUUAGGAUAAUUACUUUGGCUUCAGACAGGAGGAGACAUACUUUGCCAUGACAACAGAAGUUGAAAUGUUGAGUAUAGCAUUUUGUGCAGUUAUUUUUGCAGUUUAGUCUGGAAUCGGGACAUUUGUUACCAAUAUGCAGAUGAGACAUUUUCCAGUUGUCAACUCUGCAAUGUCUGAUAUUUCUGGGUCCAUCCUUGACAGUAAAACACAAAUAGGACCCUAUUUGUUUAUCUAACCUGUUUGAAUUCAGUCAGCCCACUGCCAUUUUUAUCUAUCUGAUGUAAGAUGUAGUUGUACUAUUAACCAGUUUUACAAGUCUUCAUGACUGGUGGGAAUAUUCCAUCUUUUUGAAUAAUUGCUUUGGCAGACUUUAUACAUUACAUGCCUUGUAGCAGGUCUAUCUUGGGUGGGAUUGAUUAUGUCAUUUACAUAUGCACUAGUAUGCUUUAACUAUAGCUCAUAUUUGCAUGCUAAACAAAUACAAAAAGUAGAAAUAAAAUAAAACAUAAAAAAAAGAACUGGAAGGUUUUGUUUCAUGUUAAUGAUUUAGGUUUUGUUCCCCAAAACCCAUGUAUUGCCAUCUAAAAUUCAAAAGUCAGUAUUUUCAAGACAAAGAAAAUAAUAAAGUAACAGUUAAAAGGCCAGUAUCCAUUAGCUCCAUCUUCUUUCAUGCAAAUAGUCGGUUUUUAAACAUUCAUCUCAUUUUAUUUUUUGAAUUGUUCAGUGUUAUAUUUUGAAACAUAUUCCCAAUUUCCACUCAGCUUAUUAUUAUGAUCCCAGAGUAAUGCAUGGCAACUAUUAGAGUGGAGAUAAACCUAGUAAUAUACGUAGCAAGAGAAAACCUGUAGCUGAAUGGAGACGAGGAGCCAAGUGAGAUUUGACCGUGAAUCCUUCAUGAACCAAACAAUACUUUGCUGGAGUGCCUUACUCUGUGAACUGCCAUGACAGGCUCUCAGUCAGUGAGGUUGAAUUCUUUACUUCAUCAGUAAUGAGAUUACUUCCACAGAAAAAUGAUGGGUAUUUUUUCUUAUCUCAAAUGAAAAGAAGAGUUGAUGAAAUUUACAGAUUACUAUGUUCUUUAACCCAACGUAAGAAUUUUUUAUAGUUCCAAUCUUAGUCGUUAGCUUUAGGUUAGUUAGCUUUAUAGUGGUCUCAUAUACCUUCUGUGCGAACCCAAUCUAAGUACCUUGCACUGUGACAUCUUAGCAAACUUGUCAACUCUGUACAAGUGACUAAAGGUACUUUGGAGUUGGUUGCUGAAAUGAAGCAUCUGGUGAACUGACUAAUUUUUCCAGCAGCUGUAGGUGUUUCACUCCCACGGUAGUAUUUCAAGUCAGUGCAGAAAUCAAUCUGUGGUGUGUAAUUUAAUCAUACUUUACUUUUGUGUUGUGUUAUUCACCAAUUCUCAACCUUUGAGAAAAGGUGUGAAAGAUUGGAAUAAAAUGCAAAUUGAAGUAAAUGACUGAUUUGCAAUGGCAUGCACUGCAUUGCUU